Molecule: messenger RNA, 1292 nt
Organism: Octopus sinensis (East Asian common octopus)
Lineage: Eukaryota; Metazoa; Mollusca; Cephalopoda; Octopoda; Octopodidae
Product: glycoprotein 3-alpha-L-fucosyltransferase A-like
Exons: 2
Coding region: 25-1275 (416 amino acids)
Cellular component (GO): membrane
Molecular function (GO): alpha-(1->3)-fucosyltransferase activity
Source: RefSeq, a predicted model, not a curated record
AAUAUUUACAACACUCAAAAGGCAAUGAGAACCUGCAGGCGAAAAUGUUUUGUAUUUCUCUUUUUCGUAACAAUAAUCGCAUUCAUUUAUUAUUUCUAUUUUUGUAAAUUCAAACAAAAUGUUGUCAUAGGGAUACAGCAACCUGUUUCCUACACAAGCUAUUCAUCUCUACUAGUUCCAGGUAAACAAUCAGGUAAUGAUCGUAUGAAAGCUCAACUAAGAUAUACCUUAUCGGCAAAGAAAAGAUGGGGAAAUGAUGAACGGAAUGUGUCCCCAAAUCAGUCAGAUGCUGAUGAAAAUGUCAAGUCAAAACCGAUUCGACGAAAGUUUAAAACAUUAUUAAUACACAAUUUAAAGUAUCUGCGACCAUUGAAAGAAAAUCAAGGGACUUUCUUGGCACAGAACUGCCCAGUCAAUGAAUGCCUGGUUACAUAUGACAAAACAAAGCGUGACAGCGUGGAUGCUAUUUUCUUUUAUGAGACAGUAGGAAUAUCCGAGAAACCAAAGAACUCAAAUCAGAUAUGGAUAUACAUGACACAGGAGUCUCCUAAUUUCAACCCGUCAGUUAGACACUUGGGGAACAGAAUCAAUUGGACGAUCACAUAUCGUCAGGACAGUACGAUUGCAUAUCCCUUCCAGAAAUAUGAAUAUUUUAUCGAUUCAGUAAGGCAGAGAAAACAAUACUUAAAUUAUGCCAAGGGAAAAACAAAGAAGGUUGCUUGGUUCACUUCCAAUUGCUGUCCUAGCAAUGAUCGAAGGGGCUAUGCUGAGGAACUUGGAAAAUAUAUCCAGGUGGAUAUUUAUGGUUUUUGUGGUGCAAAAACCUGUACAAGAAAGGACGAUCCGAUAUGUUUCAAAAUGUUAGAAAAAGAAUAUAAAUUUUACUUGGCAUUUGAAAAUUCCAACUGUAGAGAUUAUAUUACUGAGAAACUCAUGCGCAACGCUUUGCAACACAAUGUUAUUCCAAUUGUAAUGGGUGCCCAUCCAGAUGAUUACCGCAGAGUAGCACCUGAGAAUUCAUACAUCCACUACGAGGAUUUCCAGUCAGCGAAAGAAUUAGCAGCUUACCUGCAUAAACUUGAUAAAAAUGAUACUCUUUAUAAUGAGUAUUUCAAAUGGAAAGGAACAGGAAAAUUUUACCAUGUCGACCCUUGGUGUAAUGUUUGUUCGAUGUUGCACCAUGCUUUAGACGAUAAGAAACAAAUCUGGUAUGAAGACUUUGGUGCUUGGUAUGCAGGGAAAGGCGUGUGUAUUGGAAUGGACCGGUGGACAUAAGACAUUGAGGAUCUUUU